AUGAGCAGGCAACAGACCGUCAGAGUUGAGGCGCUCGACGGGCGAUUGUCCGCCCUGCUGCAGCAGGGUCUGCUAAUGGAUGUCAGAGAGAGUCGAGCGGCGCGUGGGGAGAAAAACAUGGAGAAAAACGUCGGGUCGCUGCAGGAACAGGCUCUGAAGAGAAAAGAGAGACUCAAAGCGCUGAGGGAUAAAAAACUUCACGGACGUGAGCAGGAAGAUGAGGAACCAGAGAGCAAAAAGGCGGCACUAGAGGAGACUCCCGAAGAAAAGCACAGAGAACUGAAACUGAGGAAUUACACUCCGGAAGAUGAAGAGCUGAAGGAGAGGCAGGUACCUAAAGCCAAACCAGCUUCAGUGGAAGAUAAAGUAAAAGAUCAGCUGGAGGCAGCAAAUCCUGAGCCCAUAAUCGAAGAAGUGGAUUUGGCCAAUCUUGCACCUAGAAAACCAGACUGGGAUCUGAAGCGUGAUGUGGCAAAGAAACUGGAAAAGCUGGAAAGGCGAACGCAGAGAGCCAUUGCCGAGCUCAUCCGGGAUCGGCUGCGAGGCAGUGAGGAGGAGCUGGCUGCAGCGGUGGGAGCUGUGGGAGAGGAGGAGGGAGAUUCGGACUGAAUACGUGAUGUAACGGGGAAACGAAGAGAAAUAGGAACUCAGUUCACUGUGAGCUGUACAUAUUGGCUUCAUCCUGCAGAGGAGAGGAUUGGAUGUAAUUUUUUUCUCACCUUCCUAUGAGUCAUACGUUUCAUAAGUGGUUUCUGAAGGUGUGUUAUAUAUGUAUAUUUAAAAAAAAAAAAACAUUUUAAAUAAAAUGACUGUUUUUUAAAAUGGCUAAAUUUCCUUGUUAAAUAAAUAAAACUAGUACAGAAGAUAUGUGGAUUAAAACAUUGGUUUGUAAGCAAAGACUUGAGUCUGUACUUCUUCCAAAGUCUAAUAAGAAGGAAAAAGAGCAGAAAGGAAAAUUAAAAGUUAUUUUUAGGUUUCAUUCAUUCUCCGUCUUCCAUUGUGUGUUAGAGAUCUGACUCACACUGAUUCAUUCUAACCUGACCGCUUUUAUGCUGCUUAAUUAAAUAUUUACAUCGAAAAGUUUAAUUAUCCAAGUAUCCAUCCAUCUGUCCAUUCUUUCAUUAAUCUGCCUAUUCAUUUAUUUAUUCAUUCAUCUUCUGCCAUCCGUUCUUCCUUUCAUCUUUGUUUUCAUUCGUUCUUCUGUUGAUCUGUCCAUCUUCAUU
This is a messenger RNA of Poeciliopsis prolifica (blackstripe livebearer), 1223 nucleotides long. It is a transcript of the gene ccdc12, whose product is annotated as coiled-coil domain containing 12. NCBI's taxonomy places the organism in Eukaryota, Metazoa, Chordata, Actinopteri, Cyprinodontiformes, Poeciliidae. The record is from RefSeq and is a predicted model, not a curated record. Gene Ontology annotation, cellular component: post-mRNA release spliceosomal complex; U2-type spliceosomal complex. Bases 1 to 609 code for a protein of 202 amino acids. The transcript is spliced from 7 exons.